This is a messenger RNA of Myxocyprinus asiaticus (Chinese sucker), 4379 nucleotides long. Its product is annotated as zinc fingers and homeoboxes protein 1-like. Gene Ontology annotation, molecular function: DNA-binding transcription factor activity, RNA polymerase II-specific; DNA binding. The transcript has 4 exons. The coding region runs from base 432 to 2924 and encodes 830 amino acids. Gene Ontology annotation, cellular component: nucleus. The record is from RefSeq and is a predicted model, not a curated record. Lineage: Eukaryota; Metazoa; Chordata; Actinopteri; Cypriniformes; Catostomidae. Gene Ontology annotation, biological process: regulation of transcription by RNA polymerase II.
GUCACGACGUAUAACUGACAGUGGUGACGCCUUGACAUUAAAAAACUGCCAUUAAAAUGAGCGCAGAUGAUUAUUGUGUUCGCUCAUAAACACCCGCGCAGUCCCACCCGCUCUAAUAUUAGUGGCGCACGGACACAACAGAGAGGAUCAUUCUGAUUUGCGUCGCAACUGUCCGGUCCAGUCAGGGUUUUUUUCUCUACGUGCGGCGGGUUUCGAUGCGUCUUGCCUUCCCUUCCUGCAACUGAACCGGCGGAUACUCAGAGAAGGCACCCAGAGCCGCUAUCUGAACCUGAACUCCAGCGGCUGGUGUUGAGAGGGGACCCUGCGGAUGUUGAGCUCCACACUUGGAAUAGGACAAAUGUUUAGCAUGUAAAUCAAACCUCCUGGAGGUUUUUGGACAGUUCAGUCUCUUUUUCACACUUGCAAGCACAAUGUCAAGCAGAAGGAAGUCCACAACCCCCUGCAUGGUGCUUCAGUCAGAUGGUGUAGAGCAGGAUCCAGAUAUGGAGGCCCUGGAAGGGAAUGUAGGAGCCGAGAGUAUGGCAGAUGGUCCUACAGAGGGAGCAGUGGUUCCCAUGGAAACAGAGACAGAAUAUGAGGGGUGCCAUUUCUCAAGCGAGGAUUGUUGUUCUUCUGGAAAACGCUCGGGUCAAUCAUCGCUAGAGCAGCCCAUCUCUGAUCUGACUGCUGAGGGUGGUUUUUUGCAGACAGAGAUUGAAGACAGUGAUGACCCCUCUGUUUCUGGCAUCUCUCUCAGCAAGACUCCCAUAAUGAAAAUGAAAAGCAAGUCUGAACCCAAGAGAAUAGCUAUGUCUCUUAAAGGCACAAGUGAAAGUGAGACAGUGGCUGAAAGUGAGAUGGAACUGGAGCCGUUAGAAGCAUCGGUUAUGGGCACGCCCAUGGCAGGAGAGCUGCUGAGCCCAUUGCUCGCAGAUUCUGCAAAGCCCAGUGUUCUUGUCAACAUUUCGAACCCUGUGGUUGCAGAUCAGAAGAAGCUGGUGAUGAACUCUGCAACGGUUCUUCCGGCUGGUCUGGCCCAGGUUCUUUCUGCCUUGCAGGCCCAGCAGAGUGCUCAAGCGCAACUUCUAAUACCUGUGAGCAGUAUUCCCACCUACAAUGCUGCCAUGGAUACCAAUGCAGUCCUGGUCAACACUUACAAGAAGUUCCCAUACCCGUCAGUGUCUGAGAUCAUGGGACUUGCGGCCCAGACCAAGUUCAGUGAGGAGCAGAUCAAGAUCUGGUUUUCUGCUCAGCGGUUGAAGCAUGGUGUUAGCUGGACCCCAGAGGAGGUUGAGGAAGCCAGGAGAAAGCAGUUUAAUGGCACAGUUCACACAGUGCCCCAGACCAUCACAGUCAUCCCGGCUCAUCAUCUCUCAGCCACCAAUGGCCUGCAGUCCAUUCUUCAGACCUGUCAGAUUGUGGGGCAGCCAGGUUUGGUUUUGACCCAGGUUGGCACAGCAAACAGCCUCCCAGUUACCACGCCAAUAACGCUGACUGUAGCAGGAAUGCCCAUUCAGAGCCAGACGCCCAAGAUCGCAACCAAUCAGACAAGCCCGCUUAGUGAAACUAAAAGAGCGACUACAGUUCAGCCCCCAUCUUUGACCCCUCAGGAAAACUCUGCUCUCAGUGCUGACCACUUUGGCCUGCGGCCUAAGAAAUCCAAGGAACAACUGGCCGAAUUGAAAGCAAGUUAUCUGAAGAAUCAGUUUGCCAGUGAUGCUGAGAUAGCUAGACUGAUGAAUUUAACCAACCUCACUAAAGGAGAAAUCAAAAAGUGGUUUAGUGACACCCGAUACAACCAGCGCAAUUCUAAGAACAGCCAUGUCUUUAUCUCUAAUGACAAUCCCAGAAGCAAUAGCAGUGCCACCAUUAUUAUCGAUUCCAGCGACGAAACACCUCAGUCUCCAAUGCCAUCACCUGUCAAAGAGAAGGAGACACGCUCCAAGACCUGGAACCCAUUCCCAGACUUUACGCUGCAGAAAUUUAAAGAAAAGACCCCAGAGCAGUUGGUCGUCUUGGAGGAAAGUUUUCAAAAAUGCGAUACACCAACUGAUGAAGAGCUCAGUCGACUGAGGGCUGUGACAAAGCUCACCAGACGAGAGAUCGAUGCCUGGUUUACUGAAAAGAGAAAAACCCCGGCAGCAGAGACCUCUGAGUCGAAAGCAGAUGGUGAAACAUCUCAGAAGAAGGGCAGCCAAACUCCUCCUGGGGUUAAAAGGAUGAGCAAAGAAAAGGCUAGUAAGAAAACACCAGAACAGCUACACGUUCUGAAGACUGCAUUUGUUCGCACCCAGUGGCCCUCCACAGAAGAAUACGACCAGCUGGCUGAGGAGAGUAAACUGCCUCGCUCCUACAUUGUCAACUGGUUUGGCGACACACGCUAUGCCUGGAAGAACGGCAACCUAAAGUGGUAUUUUUACUAUCAAAGUGGAAACGUGAAUGGCAGCAGAAACCGAAAACGAAGGAUUCGCAAUCGCGGUUGGGGGAGAACACGUACUAGAAAACCGAAGAAGCAUACAGAAUCAGAGAAGGCAUUACCGAUAAAGUUCAAGUCUGGGAGAGAAAUUCUGAAGGAAUACUACUUGAAGCACAAAUUCCUGAACGAACAGGACUUGGAUGAACUGGUUGCCAAGACUAACAUGAGCUACGAGCAAGUGAGAGAGUGGUUUGCGGAGAUUCAUCGGAAGGAGGAAAUGGGUACCAACCCUUUUGAAGAUAAAACGGGAAAUAAAGAACAAGAUGAGGAAGAGGAUGAAUUACAGGGCGAAAAUGAGACGACAAUUGAGGAGCAAGGACCUUCUGCAAUGGGAGAUGGUGAUGACGAUGAUGAUGAUGAUGAUGAAGACACAGAUGACAGUGAUACAUGGGAGCCUCCGCAGAGUGUUCAGAAAACGUUGGCCACGUCCGAGGAUCUGUCUCUUUGAAUGUUUUUAUUGUGCAAGCUGGAAACUUCCAUUGCCUUCACCAUAUACUGACGAUGGAUAUUUGAGGUACAGGACAGUGCAUCCAACAGGAAGCUGAAUAUAGAUUUUUACAUACAAUACAGAGCUGUAGCCUUUUGUUCCUUUUCACUGCCAUAAUGUGGGACAUCUUCACACAAUAAUGGCUUGAAAUAAUACAUGAAGAAAAUUAUUUUGUGGAAAUGUCAGUGCUUGUGAUAAAUAGGAGAUUGUGACUAUUUUACAGCUAACACGCUUUUCAACUGGACUGUUCAAGUAUUUUCUAAUAUUCAAUGGGAACAUGGAAAAUUGUAAACGUUUUUGCUAUUUGCUGUUCAUGGAAAUUAAUUUUAAAGCAAGCUCUGUGUCUUUUUGUGGUUUUUUUUUUUCUUUUUUUUUUCUGAGCUGUCAAAGAUGGUCAUGUUUUUUUUGCUUCUUUUGAGGGAUUUUUUUGUUUUUUAAACAUCAAAGAACCAUUGAUAAAUAAUUACCCUGUGGGAAGAUAUAAUUGGGCUUUUUUGUUAUAAUAAUGCUUGUGCAUGAAUGCAGAGCACUAUAACAGGUACUUAAAAAGGACCCCUGUGUAAGACAUUCAAUGUCUUCAUUAUAUUUGCAUGCGUCAGACAUUGAGAAUAAUGAUGAAAAAGUGUAUUUGAAUUUGUACAUAUACCUUUGCGCUCUACAAGUAGGUCUACAAAAGCGUUUUAUAAUCUUGUAUUUACGGUGAUUAUGAGUUUCACUUUUAAACAAGUGGGUUGCUUGUAAUGCGAUCAUUCAGACAAUUAUUUUGCGGUUUUGUUUUUGUUUUUUUUUCAGACUGAUAUUUACGGAUUUUUAAAAGCUGCUCUUUCUUUCUACAUAUUUUUGACUUGCUUGCAACCCUGAACUUAUUCCCUAUGAAUACUGUAGUAUAUUAUAGGCAAGAGGUCAAAGGUGCCUCGGUGAACAUGGUAAGUACUGUUUGAACAAAAUAGCACACACAAACUUGGCAACAUGCAUCCUCUCCACUGUUAAUAACCGCUCAUUUCCUGUUUUCUAUAGUUUGAGAACCUGCUACUGGGAUCUUGCUUUAACUGAAUGCAUUUAAGUGCAGAAUCAAAUCACAGUUGAAUUUCUGUCACUAAUAGUGUUAAACUGGCAGUGUAUUUCUAAAAGGUUAUGAAAGUAGUCUGGCUGUUACUAGGCUCUGUAAAACAGAUUUUUUACAUGCACAAAUAAUAAUACAGAUCUGGAACCAUCAUGGAUUGUGAUUUGAAACUCAUGACGAACCUUAAAAACUGAAGACGCCCUGCUGUGGUGGCAAAAGCUUUAUUUCCCAUAGCCAUAGAUCUUGUGCAAUGCUUUUAAUUUAAUUGAACUGUUUUAAUAGGCUUUUGCUUGUUUUAGACUAAAUAUAUAUUUUCUACUUGUUUGAGGACAAAACAAUAAAUUUGGAUGAUA